Molecule: messenger RNA, 238 nt
Organism: Perkinsus marinus ATCC 50983
Lineage: Eukaryota; Perkinsozoa; Perkinsida; Perkinsidae
Exons: 1
Source: RefSeq, a predicted model, not a curated record
AGAGUAAUUUCUCUCCCGCCACCCCUGGCCUGCCUGUCCGCACCCUUAGCGAGACAAACCAGAGCGACUGGUGGUCAAAGAUGAGCGAUAUCAUUUCCAAACAGCUUGAGGAUGAAGAGGGUAAUGAUCCCCUUGUUCCUCCCAAGAUCACUACGACCACUGAAACUAGCGCCUCCCCGGCGCCUACCUCUCCUCCGGUAGAUGCCGUGGGCAGUGGACUUCGCGGAGGGUGUAGCAG